Messenger RNA from Pogoniulus pusillus (Red-fronted tinkerbird), 900 nucleotides. It is a transcript of the gene ACBD7, whose product is annotated as acyl-CoA binding domain containing 7. The coding region runs from base 16 to 717 and encodes 233 amino acids. The transcript is spliced from 4 exons. Gene Ontology annotation, molecular function: fatty-acyl-CoA binding. Gene Ontology annotation, biological process: fatty acid metabolic process. The record is from RefSeq and is a predicted model, not a curated record. NCBI's taxonomy places the organism in Eukaryota, Metazoa, Chordata, Aves, Piciformes, Lybiidae.
UGGUGGCUGUAUUUCAUGGAGCAGAGCAGCGCCCAGCGGGUUUUGCAGGCUCCCCGGAUGAUUUGGGUUGGGCUCCGUGCGUGCGGCGCCGCUGCUGUGGUACUCUCUGUUUUCCAGCUACAGCUGGAGGAGGUGAGGGCACAGCAGCCGGAGCUGGGCCGGCUGUGGUCCGACCCGCUCGGGACGCCCCCGAGCAAACGGCUUGGCAGUGCUGCCGUGCCUCGGCCGCUCGGCUGGCAGCCUCGUCCUCAGGGGUGUGCAAAUGAGCUCGGGCGUUGUGACGGCACCGGCGUGUGCCCGGUGCCACCUCCCGCCGGCCCAGCGCUGCUGCCUGCCCAGCUGCCGCCCCCCGCCCUCUGCGGAGCUCGGCCCCCGCUGCCGCCCCUUAGCGCAAGCGCCGCGGCCGCGCUGCAGGAGAGUGAGGCCGGUCCCUGCGCAUCCUCCGGCGUCAUGACCCUGCAGGCUGACUUUGAGGGAGCUGCAGAAGAUGUAAAGAAGCUGAAAGCAAGGCCAAGUGACGAGGAGCUGAAGGAGCUGUAUGGGUUCUACAAGCAGGCCACCGUUGGAGAUGUUAACAUUGAGUGCCCAGGCAUGCUGGAUGUGAAAGGCAAAGCCAAAUGGGAGGCCUGGAACCAGAAGAAAGGUCUGUCCCAGGAAGAUGCCAUGAGUGCCUACAUCUCCAAAGCAAAAGCAAUGGUAGAAAAAUAUGGGAUCUAGAAUCCUGGGCAGAAUUCCCCACUAAUGCCCACCUCCUGAGCUGCUAACGAGCUAACCCUGGAGCCCAGGCCAGCACUAGCUCCUCCCUGCAUAGCCUGGCACAGAGCUGGCUGGAAGGGGUAGUCACACUCAGGCUCCAUCCUUAGAUUGUCUCCUGCCCUGAAUAAACCUGAAGCUAGCCAA